Suillus subaureus is the source of this 228-nucleotide messenger RNA. RefSeq lists its product as uncharacterized. Gene Ontology annotation, cellular component: cytosol. Gene Ontology annotation, biological process: copper ion transport. NCBI's taxonomy places the organism in Eukaryota, Fungi, Basidiomycota, Agaricomycetes, Boletales, Suillaceae. The transcript has 2 exons. The record is from RefSeq and is a predicted model, not a curated record. The coding region runs from base 1 to 228 and encodes 75 amino acids. Gene Ontology annotation, molecular function: copper chaperone activity; metal ion binding.
AUGACAUGCGGAGGUUGUUCUGGAGCUGUUACUCGUGUAUUGACCAAGGCGCAGCAGGAAGGAUCAGUUUCGAGUUUUGAUGUUAGUUUGGAGACCCAGCUCGUGAACGUUAAAGGUCCUAUCGAAAAAGACGCCCUGGUAGAGAAGAUCCGGAAGACGGGUAAAGAGGUGAGGCCGAGAUCAUGGUUUUCUGGACCUCGGAUGACUUAUCGAUGGUAUGGCUUCUAG